Molecule: messenger RNA, 5229 nt
Organism: Dermochelys coriacea (leatherback sea turtle)
Lineage: Eukaryota; Metazoa; Chordata; Testudines; Dermochelyidae
Gene: FIG4
Product: FIG4 phosphoinositide 5-phosphatase
Exons: 23
Coding region: 297-3026 (909 amino acids)
Biological process (GO): phosphatidylinositol dephosphorylation
Cellular component (GO): intracellular membrane-bounded organelle
Molecular function (GO): phosphatidylinositol-3,5-bisphosphate 5-phosphatase activity
Source: RefSeq, a predicted model, not a curated record
CGCGCUGUGUCAGCCUCGCUUCCGGUGCUUAGAGUUGGGGCGGUGACCGGGAGCUUCCUCACCCGGCAGGGUCUGCGCAGGUGUACGCCCCCUGAGCUUCCAACCCGCCUCUGGGCUCACCCGGCGGCUGCUGCCCCAGAGGCCAGGAGCCCCCCGAGCGGCUCGACAGCCCCAUCUGGCGGGCGAGGCUCGCUACGGGAACCCGUCCGUUCCCCGUCUGUCUCCUUCCCCAUCCCAAUUCGAUUCCCCCUCCCCCGUUGCCGUGGGGCGGGCCCGGAGCCCACCCCGCCAGCGCCAUGCCCGCGGGGGCGGCGUCGCCGAUUAUCCGCUGCGUGCAAAAGCUGGUGCUGUACGAGACCAGAGCUCGGUAUUUUCUUGUUGGGAGUAAUCAUGCAGAGACCAAGUAUCGUGUUUUGAAAAUUGAUCGCACUGAACCAACAGAUUUAGUUGUAAUUGAUGAUAAGCAUGUGUACACACAACAAGAGGUGAGGGAACUUCUUGGCCGUCUAGAUCUGGGAAAUAGAACAAAGAUUGGACAGAAGGGCUCCUCUGGGUUAUCUCGAGCUGUCUCUGCUUUCGGUGUCGUAGGUUUUGUUAGAUUUUUAGAAGGCUACUACAUUGUGUUAAUAACAAAAAGGAGAAAGAUGGCAGAUAUUGGAGGGCAUGCAAUAUACAAAGUAGAAGAUACAAAUAUGAUCUACAUUCCAAAUGACUCUGUACGAGUCACUCAUCCUGAUGAAGCAAGAUAUCUACGAAUAUUUCAAAAUGUGGACCUGUCUAGCAAUUUUUAUUUUAGCUACAGCUAUGAUCUGUCACACUCCCUUCAAUAUAAUCUUACCAUCCUGAGAAUGCCGCUUGAGAUACUAAAAACUGAAACAACUCAGACUCGACAGGAGAGCUUUGAUAUCUUUGAAGAUGAGGGACUUACAACACACGGUGGAAGUGGUGUAUUUGGGAUUUGCAGUGAACCAUAUAAAAAGUAUGUGUGGAAUGGUCAACUGCUGAACAUAGUAAAAAACACUGUUCAUCAUGACUGGCUGUUGUAUGUUAUUCAUGGAUUUUGUGGGCAGUCCAAACUGUUAAUCUAUGGUCGUCCAGUGUAUGUCACUCUGAUAGCCAGAAGGUCAAGCAAAUUUGCUGGAACACGUUUUCUAAAGAGAGGAGCAAACUCUGAGGGAGAUGUUGCUAAUGAAGUAGAAACUGAACAAAUACUUUGUGAUGCUUCGGUGAUGUCAUUUUCUGCAGGGAGCUAUUCAUCUUACGUUCAAGUUCGAGGCUCAGUCCCUCUAUACUGGUCUCAAGAUAUUUCGACUAUGAUGCCUAAGCCACCAAUUACAUUGGACCAAGCAGAUCCAUUUGCGCACAUAGCUGCACUUCACUUUGAUCAAAUGCUUCAGAGGUUUGGCUCUCCCAUUAUCAUUUUGAAUCUUGUGAAGGAACGUGAAAAAAGAAAGCAUGAAAGGAUUCUGAGUGAAGAACUUGUUGGUGCUGUGACCUAUCUCAAUCAAUUUUUACCCCCAGAACAUGCUAUUUUGUAUAUUCCUUGGGAUAUGGCCAAAUACACAAAAAGCAAACUGUGUAAUGUCCUGGAUAGACUGAAUGUAAUUGCGGAAAGUGUAGUGAAGAAAACAGGAUUCUUUGUAAAUCGUCCUGAUUCCUACUGCAGCAUCUUGCGGCCAGAUGAAAAAUGGAAUGAACUGGGAGGUUUUGUUGUUUCCACUGGUCGCUUACAGACUGGUGUUCUUCGAACCAAUUGUGUUGACUGUUUAGAUCGCACUAACACAGCCCAGUUCAUGGUGGGGAAGUGUGCUUUAGCCUAUCAGUUCUAUUCUUUGGGGUUGAUUGAUAAACCCAAUCUACAGUUUGACACAGAUGCUGUUAGAUUGUUUGAGGAGUUGUAUGAAGAUCAUGGAGACACACUUUCUCUGCAAUAUGGAGGUUCUCAACUUGUUCAUCGAGUAAAAACCUACAGGAAGAUAGCACCAUGGACCCAGCAUUCCAAAGAUAUUAUGCAGACACUCUCAAGAUAUUACAGUAAUGCUUUUUCAGAUGCUGACAGGCAAGACUCAAUUAACGUAUUUUUGGGAGUAUUCCAGCCUGCAGAAGGAAAACCUCAUCUUUGGGAACUUCCUACAGACUUUUACUUGCAUCACAAGAAUACUAUGAGUCUUUCACAGACAAGGAGAAGCUAUACCUACUGGUGGACACGAGGUGUAUUAAAUCAUUUACCACUGCCUUAUGAUGAGGUGACAUGCACUGAAAACAGAAGGAAGUUGGUAGUGAAGAAAUUUCACAAAUAUGAAGAAGAGAUUGAUAUUCAUAAUGAGUUCUUUCGGCCAUAUGAAUUAAGCAGUUUUGAUGACACCUUUUGCUUGGCAAUGACCAAUUCUAUACGAGAUUUCAUGCCCAAGAAUGUUGGAAUUGAUCCAAGUCCAUUUACAGUGCGGAAACCUGAUGAAACUGGAAAAUCAGUGGUGGGGAACAAAAGUAAUAGAGAAGAAACUGUGCUGCAGCGCAAAACAGCUGCUAGUGCCCCUCCUCCCCCAAGUGAGGAAGCAGUAUCAAGUAGUUCUGAGGAUGAUUCUGGGACUGACAAAGAAGAUGAGGGAGCUGUUUCUCAGCGUUCAACUCCAGUAAAGAUGGCAGAUACAGGCGAUAAUAUAAAAAUAGCAGAGAACAUAGUUCAGUCCAUGAAAGAUAUAUAUGGGAUUAACCUCUCAGAUGUUCCUUCAGAGGAUGACCUCACAAUAUAUACAAGGUUUGUUCAGUUGGGGCAGAACCAAUAUAAACAAGACAAGAGCAGCCAGCAGCUUUGUUCAAAACAUCAUCUAGAUGGGGUUAUAAAUAUAAUACACAUCUCCUCUUUUUCCCAGGACAACAUUUAUGAAGUCCAGCCUCCUAAAGUAGAUAAGAAAUCAAUUGAUAUCUUCCAUGCUCACAUCCAGGCUGGCAGAGGCAUCAUGCAGCCACUGGUAAAAGAAGACAUCCUCAUGUACAGAGAGUACAUUAGAAACCGAUAUAUGUGAAAACAGACUGGAUUCAACGGUUUAGCAUUGCUGGAGUGUGGUACAAAUCAAUUGAGAAAGGAAGUCUAAAUUCGGCUAUUUUGUGGUGGUAAAACAAUGGCAAUUAUUUAUCAACCUGUAUCUUUCUGAAUGAUUUCAUUUUUGAGAUAUUGUGUGCUUUGCAAAAAUAAAAAUGUGACUGAAGAUGUAUUCUCUUUGGUAAAAUAAUAGUAUGUCUAAAAUCAGAAAAACUAAAUGCAGCUGCAACUAAAUAUAUAGUAAUUUGAGAUAAGAAAGUAAACAUCAGGUAUUUAAACUUAACAUUAAUUGUUGCAUACAGUAGUUUCAAGAAAAGAACUUAACUACCACAUUUAGCUUUUGACAGAGAAAAGCUGUUUUCAGUCGAAAGUUCUGUCAUUUGUUGAAAUUGUUUGUUUAGCAAAAUAUGUUUAUAUGUGUUUGUAGCAAAGAUGGAAAAGGUGUCAAUUUGGCCCGUGUAUGAAACUCAAAAGUUAAAUCUAAAGUAACAAACUUCAUAGUCAUAAUCCACCUCCAAUGUAGUUCUGUUGCAGAUAGCAAUAGUGGAAGCUGUAGAGACCAGACAAAGGUGUUGUAAUGACCUAAUCAGUGUGGAUUUCUGUCAGGUUCCUUUGAAGGAUAGUGACAUUAUAAUUAUUGUGACUUGGUAAACAACUUUGAGAAAUGAAUGCGCACUCUACUUAGAGAGACCAGUUUCAGACCAUAAAAUAGUAGCUUCAGUCAAGAUGGGCUCUGCCUGAUAUACUGAGAGAUUCUUGGUCAACUGGAUAUACCAAGAAUUUUCCCAUCUCUGGACUAGUAAAAAGUCAGCAAAUUAAUAACUUAUCUCUAGAAAAUACAUCUGCUAAGAGUGCUUUGCACUCUUUUGUCCAACAUAAACAAUAUUUUACAAGCAAUCAAAUACCCACUGUGAAAAAAACUAGGAUGAAAUCCUGGCCUCACUGAAGACAAUGCAAGCUUUGUUGUUGACUUUAGUGGUGCCGGGAUUUCCAUUCUAGUGUUUUGUGUUACAAAGUGCAAGAAUAAAUAGACUUCAAGGAAUACAUAUACCAUCUAAGGUUAUGCCUCUCUAUUCUGUACACAUGUAUUCAGAUUUUAAUUGAUUAAGAUCACAUUUCCAUUUUAAUGAGAGUAACGUCUGUUAAUACAGUGAAAAUAGAUAAUUACAGCUGCAAUUUACGUCUUUCUGCACAGGAAAUUUGCUGUUUUGUAAUGCAUUGAUUUUGUUAAAUAGACAAAUAUUUUGUUUAAGAAGGUACUGUAACAGAGUGGUUUGCCCCUGGGGGGGGGGGGGGGAGGCUGGGACUAGCCAACCCUGAUUAUAGAAUGAGGCACAUCUGGAUAGGAUCAGGUGAUUUCCUAUAAAAAGCGGCAGGUGGCUCCCAUUAAGGGAGAAGCUCAGAAAAUUGUAGCAGAGUCUGCAGAGAAUAUGAAAAGGCUCCUGUAGGGAAGACCCUGAGACUAGGAGAGUUGUCCCAGGCAGGGAGGCCUGAGAGAGACCCUGACCAAGCAGGAGGAGGGAGGCUGCAAAGGACUGGAAGGAGGAAGAGUCCACUGGAUUGUGUGCACUUAUGAAUGGACUUUGGGGUUUUUUGAGGUUUAAUUUCAGUUUAUUUUAUAUUAACAAACCCAAUCCCCAAGAAGACGUAUUUUUUACCUUGAAAAAGCCUGAAGUGAAGUUUAUUUCAACAGUCCAUGAGAGAAAACUAAGAUAAGCUGCCCAUAGGCCACAAGGGGGCACUUGGAAGAAGCCAGCUGGUAACAGGUACAAUACAUCUUUAUUUAAUUGCUGUUAAAUUCUAUUUGAAUUUUCCCCCAUAUAGUUUCUGCCAUUUAUCCACAAAUUAGGCAGUAGAGCUAAACAAACUGUUCCACUUCCUUGUUCAGCAGCAGCAAUCUUUGCAACAUGUAGGUAUUUUAAUAAUAAUUUUUAGAAGUUUGAGGGAAAAAAAAGAGCACUCUCAAACUUUAACUAUCCAGUAUCGAACUGUUUUGCAGGAAGAGGGUUGUAGAGUUUGGUUUUUUCUUAUUUGUAGAUUGGAAAUCCCCUUGUUAAUGUCCCAUUACAUGUUUUGUGGCAUGGUAAUUUUGUACUGCUGUUGUGUCCUCUUCCAUUUUUUACUGUGUUUAUACUCUUCUUGUUUCUCUCUUGAUUUGGAAUGGAUAUAAAAGACAAGCAAAUACU